This is a messenger RNA of Chiloscyllium plagiosum (whitespotted bambooshark), 2949 nucleotides long. The record is from RefSeq and is a predicted model, not a curated record. NCBI's taxonomy places the organism in Eukaryota, Metazoa, Chordata, Chondrichthyes, Orectolobiformes, Hemiscylliidae.
CAGCUCUGACCUUUGACCCGGGCUUGCAGCCACAAUACGGAAGAAUGGCGGCGGUGGCGGAGGAGGAGGAGGAGUGCAGGCAGCUCCGUGCUCGGCAACGGCUGCGAGUGUUGGUGGGGCACCUGCGGAGUGCCGAGCCCGCCGCAGCACCGGCUCUGAGCCAGUGCCGAGGCAUUGAGCCGGGGAGCACGGACCGUGCAGCGAAGACCGCGGGGAGCAUUCCCAGGCGGAGGCAGGAGAUCCUUAAGUGGAAUGGAUGGGGAUACAAUGACUCCAAGUUUACAUUUAACAAGAAAGGGCAAGGUGAAUUUACAGGCAAAAGAUUCAGUAAUAUCUUGGGAGAAGACUGCAACCCAAUCCUACAGUAUCGACUUAGUGGUAUGGUGCUGCCAGCUUUGAAGGAGUGGAUGGAAAAAUCUUUUGGAGCAAGUUUGGAGCACAGAACUACCCCAAAGACCACACCAAACUUGGAAGAUCUUCCAGUGCCCAUUCUAAAUGAAGAAUGUUUGAAGGAAAUAAAAGACUUGGGUAUUCCAUUUUCACAUGAUCCAGAGGACAGGUUAAUAAGGUCGCAUGGCCAUUGCUUACACGAGAUUUUUGCUUUACGUGAAGGCAAAGUUGAACGAAUUCCAGAUGUUGUAAUCUGGCCGAAUUGUCAUUCUGAUGUUGUUAAGAUAGUACAGCUGGCUUCCAAGCAUAAUAUUUGCAUCAUUCCGUUUGGUGGAGGGACAAGUGUUUCCGAUGCUCUGGAGUGUCCCACAGAUGAAAAACGAACCAUACUUUCUUUGGAUACUUCACAGAUGAAUCGAAUAUUGUGGGUUGAUGAAAAGAACUUGACAGCUCAUGUGGAGUCCGGCAUUACUGGGCAAGAUCUUGAAAGACAGCUUAGUGAACAUGGCUACUGUACAGGACAUGAACCAGAUUCAAUGGAGUUCAGCAGUCUUGGAGGCUGGGUUGCUACACGGGCUUCAGGCAUGAAAAAAAAUAUCUACGGUAACAUUGAAGAUCUGGUUGUGUACAUAAAAAUGGUUACGCCAAGAGGCAUAGUAGAAAAAAGUUGUCAAGGUCCAAGAAUGUCCACAGGCCCUGACAUUUACCAUUUCAUUAUGGGAUCUGAAGGAACACUUGGUGUAGUCACGGAGGUCACAAUAAAGAUCAGGUCUUUGCCUGAAUAUCAGAAAUACGGCUCAAUUGUGUUUCCGGACUUUGAGCAUGGUGUGGCCUGUUUACGAGAAGUAGCACGACAGAGAUGUGCUCCUGCAUCAAUCCGUCUAAUGGACAAUACACAGUUCCAAUUUGGACACGCACUAAAACCACAAGUGGCCUCAAUUUUUACUUCAUUUUUGGAUGGACUGAAGAAAUUUUACAUUACUAAGUUCAAGGGAUUUGAUCCCAAUGACUUAUGCGUAGCAACCCUACUUUUUGAAGGUAGCAGAGAAAAGGUUCUUCAACAGGAAAAGCAUGUUUAUGAUAUUGCUGCUAAAGUUGGAGGCUUGGCUGCAGGAGAAGAUAAUGGACAACGGGGCUACAUGCUGACAUUUGUUAUCGCUUAUAUUCGGGACUUGGGCAUGGACUAUUACAUCAUCGGAGAGUCAUUUGAAACCUCUGUUCCUUGGGACCGGGUGAUUGAUCUCUGCAGGAAUGUGAAAGAGAAACUAAUAAGAGAAUGUAAAGAAAGAGGUGUUCAAUUUCCUCCUCUUGCUACAUGCAGAGUUACGCAAACUUACGAUGCUGGAGCCUGUGUCUAUUUCUACUUUGCUUUUAAUUAUCGGGGUAUAAGUGACCCAAUUUCUGUUUUUGAGCAAAUUGAGGCUUCAGCCAGAGAAGAGAUACUUGAAAAUGGAGGAAGUCUUUCUCACCAUCAUGGAGUGGGUAAGUUACGAAAACGAUGGCUGAAGGACAGUAUCUCGGAUGUUGGUAUUGGGAUGCUGAAAUCUGUUAAGCAAUAUGUGGAUCCCAACAAUAUCUUUGGAAAUCGAAAUCUUCUGUAAAUCAGAUGUGCUCAGCAGCUAAAGUUCGAAUUCUUCGAAAGGAAGUGGAUCCCACCAUCAAAGAUGAAAUCUCCAAACUAUAAAAAAAAUUAACAACUUACACAUUGUAAACAAAAUAUUUGCAGUAGAAUUUGUCAGCUAAAAUUUCUCUAAUAUGGGACACAGCAAGUGUUUGCAGAAAUGCUGUGAAACUUGUAUUGCGUGCAAUUCCCUGUUACAGUAAAGCUGAGAACGUUUGACAAGUGUAUUCAAGCAACAAGCAGGAUAUGCAGUUGACAGUUUAAAAAAAUGCUUGGAAGUCACUUAAAUAAUUAUCUGGUAACUUUUUUUAAAGGCAUGGACGGUCAGCUCUGAUUUACAAUUGCUGCCUAUUUAUGUCCUUCAAAACCUUUUGCACCAAUCACACAGCCAUACCUGCUUGUUACUGGUAACUUUUUUUUUGCAUGUUAAUUCAGUACUAUAAGCAAAUGUUACUCAAUGUUAAACUUUGUACAAUGUUCUCUCUAUUUCCAUGACCUUUCUGUAAGCUUCUUCCUAAAGGGAAAAAUAUCAUUGUACAGAAUCCACACUGUAUUUCACUUCCUUUGUGAAUUAUGGGUUUUUGAUUAAAUUCAAAUGUUGCAAUUGUUAACUUCCAGGAAUAUUCUCAAUAGUGUCCUGGGGACUAAAGAAUGACAUUUAAAUUUACAAAAUAGGGAUACAUGGAUAAUGUUAUUUACAUCAUCCAUACUAAUUAAAGUAUUUUUUGAAUUCUUUCAAUACUGGAUACUUUUUCAGUUUUCUUUGUAUGAGUGUGUUCUAUUCCGAGUUAUGCUGAGCAUUAAACAGGUUUCUGUAAAUUAAAAUCUGAAAUCACAGCCACAAGAUGCUUUUUUUUUUACUUGCAUGAGGUACUGGAAAUGGUUACAUUUAAUAUAUAACAUUAACGCUGUGUGUGAUUACUCACUUUGCAAUUCAA